CAAUGAUCAAGAGUGUAAAGAAAAUUAAGUAAAUGACGUCGUAAGAGUGAAAUUAAAAAGUAAUCAAUUAUCGGGUCAUUUUUUGGAUCAACUUUUACGAAUCGUUCUGACGAGAGGGAGAGAGAUUAUCGGCUUUAAUUCGAUUUUUCAAGUCCGUCCGAGUGGGAUUCAUCCCAACCCCUGAUAUCUGGAGGGGCUAAUGUGAAAUAAGCCCGUGUAAUUUUCUUAUCAGUCCUACGAAAUCUUGAAUAAACGAUGGAUAAACGAGACCGAGAUUGGCAUUGGAGUUAAGACGAAAAAAAAAAAAGAACGAUUUCGACGAGCGAAACUUUUUCUUCUCUUCGUCCUUCUUCUCUUUGCCUUUCGAAUGCAAUUGCCGUCGUAAAUCUCGCGGUAAAGUUUGUUGUGCGGCAAACGGGCAGACGUUUCUCUCCCGAACGAUACGAUAGAUCGGUCUCUUGACCUCGCGGUAUAAAGAUUUAAUAGCAUCGCGAAGUCAAGCGAACUUAUUCGCCUUUUGACAAAGAUCGAUCUCGCCCGUCGACGUAGAUAUCGAGCAAACGUCAUUCGGCUUGCAUCUUCCGAUUCGAUUGUCCUUUCCUCGUUCUCGUUUGUGGACUCAUUUUCUACACGGACCUAAUCUAGGACCUAAUGUCUACGCUUUGUUAGGAUUACUACAAAUUAAUUCUAUCCAUCGACAGAGGUUAUAGAGACGUCGAAGUGGUUCCAGUUAGGUAGGCCACCCUGUAUAUAAUAUAGGAGUUUUUGGAAAAGAGGAACGUUCCCAAAGAAGCAAAGAAAAUAAAGAAGAAACGGGAAAAGAAGAGUAAAGAAGAGAAGAAGUGGUUGGAAAUGGAAGGAGUCGGAGAUAAGGGGCGUGAGCAAAUGGCGGCAAACGAACGAAUCCCAACUCGCGUGCAUCGUUUGGGGUGGUCCCAAGGAGCACGCCCACCCUAACGGUGACGUCACCAAGUGACAUGCGCGCCAAUGUCAUGUCACCCCCGUCAAGUUCGGCGCGUCGCGCUGCGCUCGAGCGUAUCGGCCACCACUCAGAUAACGGAGACACCGACGACGACGCAUCUCUCUGCUCUGCCGGUACGAAUGGGUUCGCCGAACGUGAUGGUGAACGGGAGCGUGGUGCAAAUCCCAGGACAAGUACAUGGAGGUCAGGGCCUGACUCUGGCACCGUUGACACCACCUGCCCACGAAUUAGAGCAGCCGCAUCCGUUGUACGGGCAACCUCAUCAUAUACAGGUGCAACACGGGGUGCUGGUAAAGGCACCACCCGGUGGUGCUCCACAUUUGACGACCCUUUCGCAUCCAGGCACACCACCGGACACGCCGCCGGUCUCUGCCUCUCCACCCCCGUUGCAGCUGCAUCGCGCCGAGCGAGACCCUCGCGAACGCAGCGGACUCCUAUUGCAUCUGCAACAACCUGGAUCCAUAUUACAAGAUGACAUGCAAGUUGGACCCGCCAUCGGAAUGGGCUGGCUCACCCAGUCCCUCAGACAAGAACCGUUGGAUCUUAGACCUCACUGUCCUCAGGAACAAGGCCAGGAGCCUCAUCACGAAGCUUGGCCCUCGUCUACCGCGAGCCAUCAUCACUUUCAGGAGCACCAACACUUGCCGAGACAUACAAGGCAUCCCGGUAACGGCGAUCGGAUAAAAGAGUUUAACGACAAGAGAGGCUCGUUAUCGCCCACAGGUGGGUACAUCACAAUGUCCAGUCACAUCGAGUACUAUGGCGGUCCAGGUUCAGGCGGCGGGAUGCUUCCCGCGGGCGGGGGUGUGAUGCAGAGCAUGGAGGAUAGCAUGCAAGGGAUGCCCAUGCAACCGGGUAGACCGUUGAGCGUUUGCUCGGUCAGUUCUUGUGGAGCCAGUGGUCCAAGUCCUGCUCACAGAACUGCCAAUGGACUUUACUCGAGCUGCGGACCGGCCAAUUCGCAGGAGGAGCUCAUGAACGACGAGCUCCUCAUGUCGCUCUCCGUACGCGAAUUGAACAAACGCCUCCAUGGUUGCCCGCGGGAAGAGGUGAGUCAGGUCGUCCGUUUGAAGCAAAAACGUCGGACUUUGAAGAAUCGGGGAUACGCGCAAAACUGUCGCAGCAAACGACUACAGCAACGUCACGAUCUCGAGACGACCAAUAGUAAUCUACAAAAUGAGCUUCAACGAAUGAAGGUCGAAUUGGCUCGGACCCAACAGGAACGGGAUCUCUACAAGCAACGCUGUGAAAUAUUGAGGGCUCGUCAGACUCAUAGUCAUCACAGUCAUAGUCACAAUCAUCAUCAACAACAACAACAACAACAACAAGCCCCUCAGCCGACGCAGCAACAGCAGCCGCAGCAAGCUCAGCAGCAGCAGCAUCCUCAGCAACAACAGCAGCCACCGCCACCGCAACAGCAACAACAGGCGCAGCAACAUCAACAACAGCAGCAACAACAACAACAGCAGCAGCAGCAGCAACAACAGCAACAACAGCAACAACAACAACAACAACAACAGCAACAACCGGCACCAGCGAGCCCGGAGGUCUAUCUAUGACAUCGACAGCGCCGAGGAGGCGCUUGCUGGACCUGAACUCGAUUAUCUCGAUAUCGAAUACUUGAGCCGCUUCUCGAGAACUAUCGUGGAUCGAGAAAUGGAAUCGAAGAUGGAAGGAAGAUGCGAGCGAUAUCCUCGGAGAGAUGGCGUUAUCUCGACAACGCGCCUAAUUCCGAAAAAUGAUAGAUACUAAAAUGCUCUAUGCGUGCGUGUAUACAGAUUAUAAAGAAGGUUUAUAAGAGGAUAGAUGGCUUUCGGUUUCUUUCAUUUUUCUUUAUCACGACACCUCCUCGUUCCUCCGUUCGCGUUCGAACCUAAACAAUCUGCAUAGAAUUACGUUCGGUGAAAGCCAAGAGAUACAAGGGAUAAAGUCAAGCAUGUUUUGCGUAGGAGGAAUGGAGGAGGAAAGGAAGAAGGGAGGUUACUUAUAAUUAAGUUAAGGAAAAUGUAGAAUUAAGGUACACAACAGGAAUUCGAACAGACAGAAUCUUUGUUCUUUUCUUCUUUUUAAGUUACUUUUUAAGAAACGCCGACGACUGUCGCUCGGGUUUACCUGUGUAUAUUAUAUAUACCUACAAUUCAUCCUACAUCGUUUAUGUAAUAUACGAUCUCGUAGCUCUGAAGAAUAGCCUAUCUAUCGUCGCGCGAGGCUCAUCGGUCGACAGUAUUUUUCAAGAUUAUCCGCGAGCGAAGAACUCGCGCUCUCUUCUAACGUCAAUUUUACUAUUACAAUUAGGGCAUUCACGGAAGUUUUUUCCUUUCCUCUAUCUCAUUCUAUCCGUUAUCCAUUAUCGUUUUCCUACGCGAGAUUGACAUUAUCUCUCUCUCUCUCCCUUUUUUUACUUCAUUUUAUUUCUUUUAACCCUAUUUCACCUAUGGUCUAGAUCGAUUUGUCUCUUCCGUGAGUCGAAUAGGACAAAGAGAAACUUUGAUCGUUAAUAUAUAUUAUCGCGUAAUUAGAUCUCCCGCGCAAAGGAUCGAAAAAGAGGCAUACAUCGUUUCAAUGUGAUCAUGGCACAAAAAGUAAUCGGUAUACGGUAAUACCUGUACGGUAUUUCUCCACGACUUGGCUUCUUCGACGAGGAAGAAUGGACGAAUGGAAAAGUAAAGAAGAAGAGAAAGAGGAGGAUGAAUUGAUGGAAGAAGGAUCUUCAUCUCUAUCGAUACUUACAAAUUCGAUAGAACGAACGAAGAAGUCGAGUGAUUAACAUGCGUUAGACGAUGGCGUAACUUUGACUUUUGAGAAGAACGACGAUCCUUUUACGUAGGAAGGAUAUAAGAAGGUAAGAGAAACCAGGGAAAAGGUCUAUUCGACGAAAUUAAUGAGGAAAAUAAGAAUGAGUCGAUGCCAAUGGUCCUAUUGGUCCAUAUUUAACGAGAACGUUUAUCUACGCGCGCAAAGCUACGCCACCGAUCCUAAUUAGAAAAGAAUAUUAUGCAUAUAAAAAAGCAUAUAUAUAUAUAUAUAUACAUAAUAUAUAUAUAUAUAUAUAUAUAUAUAUAUAUAUAUAUAUAUAAAUAUAUUAUUGUUUUCUCGUACGGACGACGCUUGGGUCCGUACCACCACGGGCCGAGACUUGUCCGAUUCGAUUUAAGAAUGUUUUAAUUCCCGUUGCAUCGUCUCUCGUGUGUACAUAAAAGUAAUUAUUAUACUUCUUAUUAUAAAUAAACGUCGACAAAAAAUCCGACAGUUUCAGACAGUCGA
This is a messenger RNA of Vespa velutina, 4246 nucleotides long. It is a transcript of the gene tj, whose product is annotated as putative mediator of RNA polymerase II transcription subunit 12. Gene Ontology annotation, biological process: regulation of transcription by RNA polymerase II. Gene Ontology annotation, cellular component: nucleus. The coding region runs from base 988 to 2541 and encodes 517 amino acids. Gene Ontology annotation, molecular function: DNA-binding transcription factor activity, RNA polymerase II-specific; RNA polymerase II cis-regulatory region sequence-specific DNA binding. The transcript has 6 exons. Lineage: Eukaryota; Metazoa; Arthropoda; Insecta; Hymenoptera; Vespidae. The record is from RefSeq and is a predicted model, not a curated record.